AUGGAUUUCUUCUCGCAAACAAUCGUAGCCUUUCGUGGCCCCACCGGCGCACCACAAACACCAUUGGAUACGAUUGGUCGACUCAGUGACCGCCUCUCCCCAUCUACUCUCCUUGCGGACCGUCGUGCGGCAGUGCUCUCACUCAAAGGCCUCGCCAGAGACCACAAGAAGAUUGUGGGCGAACAAGCCCUAUCAGGUCUUUUGGAAAUCAUCCAGAACGACGCCGAUGUCGAUCGAGACAUCGGCAAAGCCGCUCUAGAGACCGUUAACUUCCUAUGUGAUGUGGUCGACAUGGAAUCAGACCAGCGCGAGCUCGGAUACGCCCACUCUGACCGAGUCCUGGAAAACCAACGGACGGCUCACAAGCUUUUCUUUCUACUCGGAAGCCAAGACUUCCACGUGCGGUAUGGGGCCUGCGUUCUGUUGACAACACUUCUCCACAAUCGGCCUCAAGCUACGCAGGCGUAUUUCUUGAAUGCACCUAUAGGGCCGACCCCAGUAGUUUCAUUGCUAGGGGAGUCUAGGGAGAUGAUGAAGCGAGAGGCUGUGGUGCUCAUCUCAGCAAUGAUUAGACAAAGUCCUGAAAUCCAGAAAAUUCUGGCCUUCGAAGGCAUCUUCGAGAAGCUAUUCGGUAUCAUAAAGCAGGAAGGCGGCCUUGAUGGAGGCCUGUUCAUUGAGGACAUAUUAAAGGUCGUAGAUACUCUUCUUCGAUACAACACAUCUAAUCAGAACUAUUUCCGCGAAACGAAUAUCCCUUCGCUACUGUGCUCACUUCUUUAUUUCGACCCCAACGUUCAGUUACACGAGCAGGUCCCUCAGGAAUUUGCGCUUCAGUUCUGGAAUCCAUCGAAGGCAAACUGUGCCUCGUUGAUACUUGAGACUGUUGGUAUGCUCCUAGGCACGAAGGGGACUGGUGAGGGUCCCGGUUUUACACGUCUUUUAAUUGAGAUGUCAUUGGCUUCUAAUGCGCCCACUGUGCUCAAAGUUCGAUGCCUCACUUUGCUUCCUGCAAACGCUGCUGUUUUGCUUCCGAAUAUCAUGCUUAAUCCAUACGUACCUGUUCCCGAAACCAAUGGGGAAGAAUGGGAUCGACUAGAGCCCGCCACCGGUAUCGACGCACUCCUUGAGCUCGUUAUGCAUGGGGAAUAUAACGGUUUGGACGCUGUCAGCAGAAAGAGGGAUGGGCUAGAUUUACGCGCUGCCGCCGUUGGCGUAUUCGAAAAUUUCCUUCGCGAGGAUCGUGUCAAGGAGGCUAUCGUUGCUGGAAUGGUCCCUCCCGAAGAUGCAGGUCCUUCUGCUCGUUCUCCGAUGACUCCACUGCUCUUUGGCCUCAUCCUCCCACCCCGAUCACCACCUGAUCGCAUCAACGUCGUAUCAUUCCAGUUUGCAACCAUCCUUUUUGCACACCUCGUGCGGCACGCGCCGCAUUGUAAGUCAAUCGCUCGCUCAAUUAUCCCACCAGCUCUUACCUCUACGGAGGAUGUCGCCCCUGGAGGAAAUUUCUUCGUACCGGCUGAUGGCGCGCCGCUCCCUCAAAGUCAGGCGGAGCUUGAGCCUGAGGAGCUUGACGAGCCGCAAACGCUACUGCAACUGCUGACAGAACACUUGUCGCUGUCGUUCCUUUCGCGAUCUCGGGAUGGUCUCUCAGAUCACGAGGAGAGGGAAUGGGAUCGUGUGGUUGUCAGCUACCUCUCCCUUUUGAGCCAAUGGUUAUGGGAAGAUCCGAAAGCGGUGCGGGAAUUUUUAGAAGGGGGCGGCAUGAGCAUGUUAGUUGAGCAGCUUAACCAGCCUUCGGAAAUCGACGUCGUAAUUCCGGGUCUUUGUGCGUUCCUACUCGGUAUCUGUUACGAAUUCAAUCGCGAACCGGGCGAGAUCACACGACAGUCCAUCUAUCCGCUCAUACAACGUCUCGGUGCAGACGUUCUCGUAGGGCGGGUGAACCGAGUGCGCGAGGACGAACGGAUCAAGAUCGUUGGCCCUGAAACAUGGGUACUACCAUCUCCAACACCGAAAGGCCUAAACCCCAUGCUCAAGCCGAUGUACGAAGGGGAAGCUGAGAUGUGGUUCGAUUGGGCGUUUGUGGAUUUCUGGAAGUCUAACAAUUACACCAUCCAACGUGGGCUUAUUGCGGAUCCCGCGUCUGCGCCCUCUGCGUUUAUAGCCCAGAGUGGGGAGGAGAGCAUGCUGGUAGCAUCUCUGCGAGACAUCAUCUCCAAACAGACGGCAGAGAUUGAAAGAUUGCAGAGUAAACUGAACGAGCUGUCCGCGUCUACUACCGGGCUGGAGUCGGAACGGACGGCGCUGCAAGAUCAGGUAGCCUCGCUGAGUGCCGAGUUGGCGGCGGAACGCUCGAAAGAAAGCGAAGCAGAGAAGGAGCAGGAGGACUUGCUCGUGCUCCUGGACGAAUUAAGCACAAAACGCUCACGGGACAAGGGGCGCAUGCGUGAGGCUGGGCUAGAAGUAUCAGAGGAUGAGGGCGAAGAGGAGGACGAAGAUGAAGAUGAGUAA
Molecule: messenger RNA, 2508 nt
Organism: Heterobasidion irregulare TC 32-1
Lineage: Eukaryota; Fungi; Basidiomycota; Agaricomycetes; Russulales; Bondarzewiaceae
Exons: 12
Coding region: 1-2508 (835 amino acids)
Biological process (GO): endoplasmic reticulum to Golgi vesicle-mediated transport; intracellular protein transport; vesicle fusion with Golgi apparatus
Cellular component (GO): Golgi stack; cytoplasm; Golgi membrane
Source: RefSeq, a predicted model, not a curated record